UGGGCCUUGGUGUUCAAUUGUGCAUCUGUCAUUUGUAACAGACAAUGCCCUCUUCACCAUGACCCAAGUUCUACCCCUGAAGGGUUUAUUAUCAUGACCAGUGUCAGCCAUUAUUGUGACAGGCUCAUGACACUAUCCAACCUCAGUAUUCAGUUGCAAUAUAACUCGGGUACUAUGGUUGGCUGCUCUAGACACAUUGUCAGGCAUAGUGUCACAUACACCAGUGAUUGCAUUGUAUGGGCUUGGUUCAUG
Messenger RNA from Suillus subaureus, 252 nucleotides. RefSeq lists its product as uncharacterized. The record is from RefSeq and is a predicted model, not a curated record. The transcript has a single exon. Lineage: Eukaryota; Fungi; Basidiomycota; Agaricomycetes; Boletales; Suillaceae. The annotation marks the transcript as partial.